Messenger RNA from Merops nubicus (carmine bee-eater), 1546 nucleotides. Its product is annotated as rho guanine nucleotide exchange factor 18-like. Lineage: Eukaryota; Metazoa; Chordata; Aves; Coraciiformes; Meropidae. Gene Ontology annotation, molecular function: guanyl-nucleotide exchange factor activity. The record is from RefSeq and is a predicted model, not a curated record. The transcript is spliced from 11 exons. Bases 201 to 1526 code for a protein of 441 amino acids.
CAGUGAACGUCCAUAAGAACUGCAAGAGUUUACUGGCUGAAUGCAGCAGCAGCAGACCCAAGAAAGAUUUGCAGCACAGACCUUCUGGAUCUCCACAAAGUUCGCCCCAGUGCAUUUCCCCAGCUGCUUCUUUGAAGGAGCAACCCCGAAGUCUCCUCCUGGGACCGGAUGGCACCCCAGUACUCUCCCGGAAUCUCGGUAUGACUAUCGCCCAAAGGGGAACUUCUCAGUCUUCACUGAAUACUGCUGGAGCCGUGAAUAAAUUUGGGUUAAUUUCAGGAGACAUGGAUGAAGGGGAUUCAGGCUUUGUAAAAUUUAAGCAGACUUCAGAUGAUGUUGUCUCACUUGCACCUUCAACAGCAGACUCCAUUUUUCUGGAAGAUGCAUAUUCUGUAUCCCUCCGAAGUGAAAUAGAAACAGAUGCUCAUGAGUUUGAGGCAGAGUCUUGGAGUGUUGCAGUGGAACAGUCUUAUGUAAAAAAGCAAAAGAAAGACAUUAUAAAAAGGCAAGAUGUCAUUUAUGAAUUAAUGCAAACUGAAAUGCACCAUGUUAGGACACUGAAAAUAAUGCUGAAGGUGUACUCCAGAGCCAUGAGAGAGGAGCUGCAGUUCCCAAAUGCUGUCAUCAACAAGCUCUUCCCCUGUGUGGAUGAGCUGCUGGAGAUGCACGGGCAAUUUCUGCUCCAGCUGAAGGAGCGACGGAAGGAAUCCUUGGAAGAAGGCAGUGAGCGGAAUUACGUAAUCCAGAACAUUGGAGACCUCUUGGUAAAGCAGUUUUCAGGUGAAAAUGGAGAGAGAAUGAAAGAAAAAUACGGUGUCUUCUGUUGUGGGCACAAUGAAGCUGUUAGUCACUAUAAAGACCUGCUCCAAAGCAAUAAGAAGUUCCAAAACUUAAUAAAGAAAAUUGGGAACUGUUCCAUCGUGAGGAGACUUGGAGUGCAGGAGUGUAUCCUUCUAGUGACCCAGCGCAUCACCAAAUACCCCGUCCUGGUGGAACGCAUUAUACAGAACACAGAAGUUGGAACUAGAGAUUACGAAGAGCUGACCCAGGCCCUUAGUUUAAUUAAGGACACAAUCACUCACGUCGAUGCCAUGGUAAAUGAGUGUGAGAAGGGUCAGCGCCUGAAAGAGAUCAUGCACAAAAUGGAGCUCAAAUCAUCUGGGAAGUGCAAGAAUGGGCUGUUCUUCAGGAAGGAUGACAUGGGGCAGAGGCGGCUUCUGCUGGAUGGGAUGCUCUACUGGAAAGCUGCCUCCGGGCGGCUCAAAGAUAUUCUGGCAGUCCUAUUAACUGAUGUAUUGUUGCUCUUACAAGAAAAGGACCAAAAAUACACCUUUGCAUCAGUGGACUCCAAGCCACCAGUUAUCUCACUGCAAAAGCUGAUUGUAAGAGAGGUAGCUAAUGAGGAAAAGGCAAUGUUCUUAAUUAGCGCUUCCUUGAAAGGACCAGAAAUGUAUGAAAUUCACACCAGCUCCAAAGAGGAGAGGAAUUCCUGGAUGGCACACAUCCGCAGAGCUGUAGAGAGGUAAAUUCUGAGUGAAAGUGGGAG